Molecule: messenger RNA, 4391 nt
Organism: Helianthus annuus (common sunflower)
Lineage: Eukaryota; Viridiplantae; Streptophyta; Magnoliopsida; Asterales; Asteraceae
Exons: 3
Coding region: 35-2557 (840 amino acids)
Source: RefSeq, a predicted model, not a curated record
UUAAUCCUAAAUUAGAUUUUCUUUCAGUUGCAUAAUGCCUAUCGAUAAAAGUUGGAUUGAUUCCCCACGUCAUUCACCUCACUACAAGCAAGGACUCGAGUCAUUUAUCGAGAUGUGUGAAAGAGUGAUAAAAAACCACGAUGAAGUUAGAUGUCCGUGUACCAAAUGUAAAAAUUCCGGCUUAAAAACUAUGGCAGAAAUGAAAUACCAUUUGCGUAUUAACAGUUUUUGGAAGGAAUACACGAAGUGGACUUAUCACAGGGACACGACUCCAAUUGCAGAAGUAAACGAUGUUGCGCCACAAGACGGUAUGGUAAACGUUAUUGAAGACAUUAGGGGGGAGCGUAUGGAAGAAGAUACAUACCUUAACCAAGAGAACUCGAAUGGAGAUGGUAGCGGUGUUGUUGAUGAUUUUGAAGACCUGGUGAAGGAAGUUGAAACAGAAUUAUAUCCUGGUUGUACCAAGUUUUCUUCUAUCGACUUUUUAGCAAAGCUUAUGAAUAUAAAGGAUACGUACCAUUUUCAAAAUGAAGGAGUAGAUCGACUCCUCUCGUUGUUGCGAGAGUCAAUGCCAGAAGGCAACAAGAUUCCCCCUUCGUAUUAUGUAGCUAAGAAGACAUUUAAGAAGAUUGGUUUGGCAUAUGAGAUGAUAGAUGUGUGCACAAAUGAUUGUGCUCUCUUUUGGAAAGAAAACGAGUCCUUGCAGAAUUGUCCCGUUUGUAAUGAGAGUCGAUGGGUCGAUAAAGACACAAAAGGCACGAAGGUGGCUCGUAAGGUGUUACGAUACUUUCCUUUGACGCCUAGACUACGACGUUUGUAUUGUUCAAGGCACACAGCGAAAUAUAUGAUAUGGCAUAGUACCGGACGAUCGGAAGAUGGGACUAUGCGUCAUCCAGUUGAUGGAUCUGCAUGGCAAGACUUUGAUAAAAAGUACCCAAACUUCGCGAUGGAGCCACGAAAUGUUCGCUUAGGGCUUGCAGCUGACGGUUUUAAUCCCUUUAACAACGGUAGUGGAUCCUCGACUCAUAGCACGUGGCCGGUUAUACUCACCACAUAUAAUCUGCCUCCCUGGCUAUGCAUGCGAGAGUCCACAUUCAUGUUGACUUUGUUGAUUCCUGGCCCUAAAUCACCGGGGAAAGACAUAGACGUUUUCCUUAGACCGUUAGUGGAUGAGCUUAAGCAAUUGUGGCAGACAGGUGUACGUACUAAAGACGCAGCAACAAACACAUACUUCACAAUGAAGGCGGCGUUGUUAUGGACCAUAAAUGACUUUCCAGCCCGUAGUAGCCUAUCAGGUUGGAGCGGACAAGGCUACAUGGCAUGCCCAACUUGUAACCAAGACACUCCUUCAAUACGUGUAACUGGUAAAUGUGCUUAUGUUGGUCAUCGCCGGUUCUUAGAUGCCAACCAUCCUUGGAGAACAAGUCUCGACUUUAACGGGAGACCCGAGACACGAGACCCUCCGAGACAGUUUAGCCCAGCUGACAUAGAAGCUCAACUAGGUCGUUUAGUUAAUCGUCUACCAGGCAAGCAUCCAGAUUUUGGAGGUGGGAGGAUAACCCGGUCAGAUUACGAGUUGAACUGGUCCAAAAGAAGCAUAUUUUUUGACCUUGAGUAUUGGUCUUCUCUGCAGCUGAAACAUAACUUAGAUGUAAUGCAUAUAGAGAAAAAUGUGUGCGACAGCUUGCUCGGUACUCUUCUAAUGAACGAUAAGAGCAAAGACACGCCAAAUGCGCGGUCCGACUUGGAAAAACUAAACAUUCGGCCGUCACAAUGGCUGAAACAAUCGGGUGGCAAGUUCUUAAGUCCCCACCCAAAGUACUCAUUCAAGUCCGAUGAUCGAAAACUUUUUUGUCAGUUUAUAAAAAAUGUUAAAUUACCAGAUGGGUUUGGAUCUAAUAUCAGUAAGAGGGUGACAGAUAACAAUGCUAACAUUACCGGGUUGAAAUCUCAUGACUGUCAUAUCCUCAUGCAACGUUUGAUACCUAUUGGGGUUAGAGGGCUUUUGACUAAAGAUACAUCUACACCAAUAGUAGACCUUUGUAUGUUCUUUAAGCAACUUUGCUCUAGAACACUAUUGGUGGAUGAUAUGAAGAAAGCAAAGGAUGACAUUGUUACCAUCUUAUGCAAGUUAGAGAUGAUCUAUCCACCUGCGUUUUUUGACAUUAUGGUUCAUUUACUUGUGCAUUUACCUGAUGAAGCGAUUGCGGGAGGUCCAGUAGCUUUUAGAUGGAUGUAUCCAUUUGAAAGGUACAUGAAAAAACUAAAGAACUAUGUCAAAAACCCGGCAAGGCCUGAAGGUUGUAUAGCUGAAGGUUAUGUGUUUGAAGAAGCUCUAACAUUUUGUUCAAUGUACCUUAAAGAUGUUCAUACUAAGUUCAAUCGCCCAGAUAGAAACGAUGAUGUCGUUGUUGAAAAAAGAAAGUUAUGGGUGUUUGAGUCCAAAUGUCGUUAUGUUGGCGCAAGAAAGGAGAAAUAUCUAUCAUUCAUCGAAAAAGGCAAGAUGGAAUGGUUUGUCCUCGAAAACUGCGCAGAAGUUAGGGAGUACAUGAAGUGAGUGCUUCUAUCUUUAACAUUUCAUAAUCUGUUAAUUGGUAUUUCUCAUUCCUUUCUUAUAUUUGUCAUCAAUGUAGUGAAUUCAAACAUACACAUCCCCAUGAUGAUCUUAAAACCAAAUUUCCGAGAUGGUUUCUCCAUAAGGUAUAAUACAUAUAUAACACUCAUUACUCUAUACUUGCUAGGUAAUACAUAUAUAACAAACAUUAUUACUCUAUAUUUGUUAGGUCCAUUCGAUGAAAACACAAAAUUCUCCAGAAUUCCACCCGGAGUUGUAUGCUCUUUCAAUUUGUGCGAAAAUGACUGCUUACACUUACACUGCUUGCAUAGUCAACGGUGUUAGGUUUAAGACACUUGAACGUGAUGCAAAAUGCGCAACGCAAAACUCUGGCGUGGAAGUGGUUGGAGAGAACGGUGUGAAAUUUUAUGGCCAAUUAGAAGAAAUUAUUGAGUUGCGUUAUACAAAUGAUUAUUCCACUGUCCUAUUUCGGUGCAAGUGGUUUGAUACUCAAAGGGGUGUAAACCAUGACAAUAAUAUCACCAGUAUAAGCACUGAACAUGAAUGGGACAAAGACGAUCAACUCAUAUUUGCUUCGCAAGCCAAACAAGUGUUCUUCAUCCAAGAAACGUCUCGAAACCAAAAAAAUAAACAUAGGUGGGUAGUCGAAAAUGUUAAUCAUCGAAGAAUUUGGGAUCGACCAUUAAGUGAUGACCGCGUCAAUAAGGUUCAAAAUGUUGACAAACACUUAGAAGAUAGGGACAUUGUCGACAACAACUCUUCAUCUGACUGUCCACUUGUCAUUGACUUGACCCAAUACUUUCAAAUUGGAUCUUCUCAUGUUACUGCGGGUGAGCCUUCAAUUGAAGUUGAUCCCCCAACGGCCACCGUCGAUGAAGUGUUUGAAGUCGAGACUGAUUGUGAUGAGGUCGAGGCUGAUUAUGAUGAGGAUGAUCCCGAUUAUGUGGAGUCUGACUAAAAGAAAAGUUAUUGUAAUUUAUAUUGAUUUGUAAUUGAUAAACACUUGUUUGAAAUAUUUAUUUGAAUUUGAGUUACACUUGUUGUACUUUCCCUUAAUUUCUAUUAGAUACACAUGCUGUAACAUUUGUAACUUUAUAGGGAUUAUGUUUUCUGUAUUGUUGAUAUUCGCUUAUCUGAUGGCUGAUGUGGCCCCCUGGGGACAUGGGGGUGACGGCGCUGGUGAUCCACCGCUUCCUCCUGGUGGAUUUCGUGGCACACACGAGACAGACGCGGUUCCCCCGAAGAGGGUUAGGGGGAAAGCAAAAAACGAGAAACUAAGGCGUCUAGUAAAAGCGGGGGGGGGCCUGUAUCGCUUACGUUUGACAGGCAGGUGACGUAUACCCCUGUUGGUAAAACAAGAGAUAUGUUUUCACGGGAGGCCGGCCUGUAUAUGUGGCGGUCCAUCCCGAUCGAUAAAAUUGGAUGGGAUAACGUUGAACAACAUUACAAGGAUGCCCUCAUGAACCACUUACGGGAAAAUUUCAAUUUUGAUGAAGUGGAACGUGAUAUAGAGGCCAAAAACUUGACGGGUGGCAUUAGGGCUGUGCUUAUGAAGCGGUACUCUGACCGCAAGCACGAUGCUAAAAAAUUAUUUAAGAGCAAGGGAGGUUACAAUGAUCUUGAGAGUGCAAGGGCAUUCCAUCCCCCGGAUAUGCCCUAUGAUAACUGGUUGAGAACCAUCGAAGGUUUCCGGGAAGAAAAAUAUAUUAAAAGAAGCAAUGCCAACACACUAGUACGCGAGAAACAACAAUUCCCAUACCGUGGGGGGACAUCUUCGUACGGUAGCACCGCCUAUAAAAAUGUAAUGUUUUAUGUA